CUACUGCACGCCAGCACCGGUGCCACUUGUCAAAACGCGCAAGUGCGUCUGGACAGGCUACUCGGAGCUCCUCACGGUGCUGACAUGAUGACAGUGUGCAGGCCGGCCCAGGGCAGCCACAGCCAGACUGCAAACCUGAGCUAUAACUUGGCUGACAAGGUCAAGGUGAAAGGUACAGGGGCUGGAGAAGACCCUCGAAGGCAGCCAUUUAAAUCCUCCAUUCCUUUCCGAGAGGCUGAUCAGGACUCACCCUCCAGAAGAAGCCCCAUAGAAAGCCUCCACAGCCUGAUGCUGGAGCCGAGAGUGGACUGUUUCUCGAAGAACAUGUUCAGCUCAAACAUGAUCAUCAGCGACCCAGCUUCAGAGCUCAGUGCAAAAGAAGCCAGCAGGGCUGGGAGGAAGCAGCUCGGGGGUCUUCCAAACCCCUGCCCGCCUGCACGAGGUGGGGCCCGGCACAAGUCCCUCAGCAUAAAGGACAAGAUAUCGGAAUGGGAAGGGAAAAAGGAGUGGCCGGCUCCUGCGGCUGGCAGGAAAGUGGACGGGCCAGAGGCCUACCUGCCGGCCUGUGUGAUGGAGAGAAGGAGGAGCGACGGGGGGAGGACUCGGGUCGCAGAGGCGCAGAAUGGAAGCAGGCCAGAAACAGAGAGCCCGGAGAAGGAGAGGAACAAAGGGGUGCUGAGAGUUGGGGGCCAGGAUGCGGAGCGGAGGCAGGAUCUCAGCCAGCCAGACAGGGAGCUGGCUUCAAGCAUGGCCGGGUGCCCCAGGCUCGGCAAACAGCGCCUUCAGCACGACAGCCUUUCCGUGCAGAAGCAGGUCAAGAAACUGGAGCAGGCGCUGAAGGACGGCUCGGCAGGGCUGGAUCCCCAGUUACCGGGGACCUGUUACUCCCCACACUGCCUGCCGGACAAGACAGAGGAGGGGCCCUCCCUUUUUGAGACCCGUGGGGCCGGGAGCGGCUCAGAAUUCAGGAGCCACCCCUGGGACCUGGAGGCCAGGGCGCCCGCCCAGGAGGCUGUGGAGGAGAGGAAAGGCUGGUGCUGGAGGCCCAGCGACCAGGGCCCGGAUGGCGUGUGCCGGGGCUCGGAGGGCAAUCCCCCAAAACCCUUCAUCAACCCCCUGCCCAAACCCCGGAGAACGUUCAAACACGAUGGAGAAGGGGACAAGGAUGGGAACCCAGGCAUGAGGUUCAGGAAAGAGAAACGGAACCUGCCUCCUCUGCCCUCCUUGCCACCCCCGCCCCUGCCCUCAUCUCCGCCCCCCUCAUCUGUGAACAGAAGACUGUGGAACGGGAGGCCCAAGCCCAGUGCCGACCACAGAAAGUCCUAUGAGUUUGAAGACUUGCUGCAGUCCUCGUCCGAGAGCGGCAGGGUGGACUGGUACGCGCAGACCAAGCUGGGGCUCACACGCACUUUAUCGGAAGAGAACGUCUACGAGGACAUCCUAGAUCCGCCAAUGAAGGAAAACCCUUAUGAGGACAUUGAGUUACACGGUCGCUGCCUGGGGAAGAAGUGUGUCCUGAACUUUCCUAGUUCUCCCACCUCUUCCAUCCCUGACACAUCCACCAAGCAGUCAUUGUCCAAACCUGCUUUUUUCCGGCAAAAUUCCGAGAGGAGGAACUUCAAACUGCUGGACACUAGGAAGCUGAGUCGGGAUGGAACUGGGUCACCUUCUAAAACCAGCCCCCCCUCCACCCCCAGCAGCCCUGAUGACACUUUCUUUAAUCUUGGAGACCCACAGAAUGGCAGGAAGAAGAGAAAGAUACCCAAGCUGGUGGUGCGCAUCAAUGCCAUCUACGAGGCCCGGAGAGGGAAGAAACGGGUGAAGAGGCUGUCGCAGUCCACAGAGAGCAACUCGGGAAAAGUGACAGAUGAGAACAGCGAGUCUGACAGUGACACCGAGGAGAAGCUGAAAGCUCACAGCCAGCGCCUGGUCAACGUGAAAUCCCGCCUCAAGCAGGCACCGAGAUACCCAUCCCUUGACCGGGAGCUCGUCGAGUACCAGGAGAGGCAGCUCUUUGAAUACUUCGUGGUCGUGUCAUUGCACAAGAAGCAGGCCGGGGCCGCCUACGUGCCGGAGCUCACCCAGCAGUUCCCUCUGAAGCUGGAAAGGUCUUUCAAGUUCAUGAGAGAGGCUGAGGACCAACUGAAGGCGAUCCCCCAAUUCUGUUUCCCUGAUGCCAAGGACUGGACUCCUGUCCAGCAAUUUACCAGUGAGACCUUCUCGUUUGUCUUAACUGGAGAAGACGGGAGCAGAAGGUUCGGUUACUGCCGAAGACUGCUGCCUGGUGGCAAAGGGAAACGUCUUCCCGAAGUCUACUGCAUCGUGAGCCGCCUGGGGUGCUUCAGCCUCUUUUCAAAGAUCUUGGAUGAGGUGGAGAAACGGAGAGGCAUCUCUCCUGCCCUGGUCCAGCCCCUCAUGAGGAGUGUCAUGGAGGCCCCCUUCCCAGCCCUGGGCAAAACCAUCAUGGUCAAGAACUUCUUGCCAGGCUCAGGAACUGAGGUGAUUGAACUUUGCCGCCCACUGGACUCCCGGCUUGAACAUGUGGAUUUCGAGUCUCUCUUCUCCUCGCUUAGCAUCCGCCACCUGCUCUGUGUUUUUGCCUCCCUGCUUCUGGAAAGGAGGGUCAUCUUCAUCGCUGACAAGCUCAGCACGCUGUCCAAGUGCUGCCACGCCAUGGUGGCGGUCAUCUACCCCUUCGCCUGGCAGCACACCUACAUCCCGGUGCUCCCGCCCGCCAUGAUCGACAUCGUGUGCUCACCCACCCCCUUCCUCAUCGGGCUGCUCACCAGCUCGCUGCCUCUGCUCAGGGAGCUGCCACUGGAAGAGGUCCUUGUGGUCGACCUUGUCAACAAUCGGUUCCUCCGGCAGAUGGACGACGAGGAUUCCAUUCUACCCCGGAAGCUUCAGGUAGCCCUGGAACACAUUCUGGAACAAAGGAACGACCUGGCUAGUGACCAGGAUGAAGGACCCCUGGACUGCAAGCAUGGCCCUGAGUCCAGCCCCUUGAACGAGGUGGUGUCUGAAGCCUUCGUCCGCUUCUUCGUGGAGAUCGUGGGCCACUACUCCUUGUUCCUGACGGCCGGAGAGCGCGAGGAGAGGACCCUGCAGCGCGAGGCUUUCCGCAAGGCCGUGUCCUCCAAGAGCCUCCGCCGCUUCCUGGAGGUGUUCAUGGAGACCCAGACAUUUCGGGGUUUCAUCCAGGAGCGAGAGCUGCGCCGGCAGGAUGUCAAAGGGCUGUUUGAGGUCCGAGCCCAGGAGUACCUGGAAACUCUCCCCAGCGGAGAGCACAGUGGAGUCAACAAGUUCCUCAAGGGACUAGGCAAUAAAAUGAAGUUUCUCCACAAGAAAUAACCCUCAGCUCACCCUCAAGGGAAAACUUCCUCUUGGUGCAACCACUGUUUUAGAAACAUUUCUGAUGGCCCCUCUGAAACGUGGGCCUUGCUGUCCCCGGUGAUGGGUAAUGGCCAGAUGUUUUCUGGCCACCACUGGGCCCGCCCCAGGCCCGGGCCCCAGAGCCGCCCAGAGGUGCCGCUUCUUCUGAACAGCACUGGAAAGGGGGCCUGAGGCCCACAUUCAGAUGGAUGGUUUUGGCUGUUGGUCUUUGGAUUUUUGAUAUUUUUCAUCUUAGAUAUUAAAAGAAGGAAAAGUAUUUGGUUUUUUUUAUUAUGCCAGGCCUAAGAGAAACCUCGCCUGCCUCUAUCGUGUUUUCUCCCCUCAUCCUGCCUGGCAGCUGGACUGUGGAGCCCAAGGCGAGAGGGGUGGAAAGAGCAGCAGCAGGGACUCGGAGCCAAGUGCUCCUCUGGACAAAACUGGGGACAAGCAUGGCUGUUAGGGGAGGAGUGACCCCACCACAGGUGGCGCCCCCAGGUUUCAGGAUUGCAGUUGUCUUGGAGAAAGGACUGGCCUGCAGGCCCGGUGGAGCCAGAUCUGGGCCUGAAGGUGAAAGGGGAUCCUGAGGGAGAUGGCUUCCCGGGAAGAGCUGGGCCUGCAGGUCGGCCGGUGAUGCCAUCUGCUGGCCACGGCCGGCUCUUCAGACUUGCCUCUCAGGAGCCACGCUCCAUCCGGGGCAUGUGCCCAAAGUGGACACCCCAUGUUCAGAUCUGCUCAAAAAUGUUCUUGGGGCCUGAAAGCUUAUGGUGCUGCCUAGAACCCCAUGAAAUACACAAGCCAGGGCCUUGACCCGCUUCCCACAUGUAGGAAGUGAAAUCUGCCCAUCUCCUUGUGGGGGCCAAGAGCAGCGGGAGAGAACCGUGCACAUGCAGGCUAAAUGGACUUGCGCUGUGGAUAUUAACAGGGGGGGGAGUGUGUGAACAUGGGGGGAGCAGCCUCAGUAGAACUGGUGUGGUGGGCGAGCAGGCACUUGCGUCCCCUGGAGCAAGAGCAGAACGUGGCAGGAGGGAGCAGGUGCACAGUGGGAGGCGGGAUGAGAACAUGGGUGGGUGGCACAGCCUAGUUCUGGGGCCACCACCUGCAUGCCCCACUGAGGAUCCCCUCUGGAUGGAACCAGCGACCCCAAGACACACAGAAGGAAUGUGCUCUGGCCUGGCCCCGCCCAGGCAUCUGCGCUGCCCUGCACGGCUCCUCCUCUCCUGGGACCUGGGAGCAAGGCUGUUUCUGAGGCAAAAAGGAAAAUGAGGCAGAGGCUGAUCUCCCAGUCUACAUUAGGGGUUCUCAACUGAGGCCUGAGGCACCCCCUCGUUGUAUCCAGGAUUUGUUGUGUCCAUUCAUUUUUCAGGACAGGGUUCAUCGUUUACAUCAGAUUCUCAAACCAGUUCAAGGCCCCCACAAAAUGGUAGGAACCAGACUGUGCCUCCAAAAGAAUCCAGGUGGGUGGAUGUGGUUGAGGCUUGGGGAGACCACUGAGAAUCUCUGAGGGUGGGGGCUCAGGAAUUUGUGUCUAACACGCUCCUCAGAUUAGUUAACUUUAUUAAUACCAAUAUUCUGCAUAUUUUUCUAUUGCCCAGAGAUGAUCACUUUUAAUAUUUUGGAAUAUACUUUCUUUUCUAACUUAUUUCAUGUUAUAUUGUUUACUUAACAUUCCUAAGUGAAUAAAUAUACAUCCUUACCCACAUGCCUAGUGACUGUCUAAUAUUUAAUUUGUAGCUGUCUGGAAUGUUGUUUGACCAACCCUCUACGCUAAUGUCUGCAGGAUCACUCCAGUUUAAACAUCAUAAAGAACACUGAGAAAAACAUCAGUGCCUCUUAGCACAUUGCCCCCACUUUCAUUUUGGCUUCAAGUAAAAUAUACAAUCGAAAAGUAAUCAGAUCAUCCCUAUACAGCCUAAGAAAACUCUACCCGCAGCCACAUCCGGGCACCAGCACCCAGGUCAAGAAGAUCAUCACACCCCAGAAACAUCCUCUUUCCCAACAUCCCUCCUACCUGACUCAGCCUAGCUUUAAACUAAAUCAACUAAAAACAUCUUCAAAGUGACAGAUCAGGCCAGGGAGGGUCGGAGGCAAGAGAGAAAAGACCCGUGCUUCCGGUUCACCAUCUAAGGCAGAUUCUGGAACGAGGUGGCUGUUUGGGUUCAGAAACAAGUGUGGCUAGAGAGGCGCGGUCUGUGGGACCGGAUGACCACCCUGCAACCUUUGUGGUUUGCCUCAUCAACCAAGCUGUCCAAGAUCCAAGCCCUGUCACGCCAAUUUAAAAAAAAAAAAAAACACUCUCAUAAAGAAGAGGUUUGUGUUUAGAAGGCUUCAUUACUGUGUCUCCAGUGCUAGUGAAACACAGGGUUGUGGAAGAAGUUGGGGCAGAGAUGCUGGGUGGACUUUAUCGCCAUGGAAGAUCAAGAGGCCCCAGGGGGCAAGAAGGGGCAAGGGGGAGCAGGUGCAGCUGCCAUGUCUUGGUAAGAGGCCACAGACUGCAAGUCUGAGGGAAGAGGCAGCCGUCACUGCUGCUGGGAGGAGGAAGAUGAAUUCUUAGAAAUGGUCACCAGCACCUCACCCAGGUUAGUGAGAAGAGCGGCCAUUCAUGGAGCCUGCCUGUCGGCCCCUCACCUUGCUGAGUUCAUCUUGUGUGUGAUUUGAAGACUGGAGCGUAAGCCUCCUGCGGGCAGGGACUGUGUCCAUCAUGUCCACUGCUGAAUUCCCAGAACCCACCACCAGUGCCUGGCUGGAGGAGGCGCUUACUAGAUGUUGGCUGACCAAGGUAGCAGUCCCCACCACAGCAGGCUCAUCCGACACAGGUGCCUCACCAAGGCAAGGGAACCCUUUAAAGGGGGGAGUCCACCUGUCUUUUCACCCUAACAGAUAUUCCCGGCUUCUCAAACACUGUUCUUAGCACCCACCACCUACCUAGGAGACCAUGUUAGUAAUCAGAAGGUUGCUUGGUGAGUAGAGAGAG
Talpa occidentalis (Iberian mole) is the source of this 6343-nucleotide messenger RNA. RefSeq names its product DENN domain containing 2A (gene DENND2A). The record is from RefSeq and is a predicted model, not a curated record. Bases 85 to 3351 code for a protein of 1088 amino acids. The transcript has 20 exons. NCBI's taxonomy places the organism in Eukaryota, Metazoa, Chordata, Mammalia, Eulipotyphla, Talpidae. Gene Ontology annotation, cellular component: actin cytoskeleton. Gene Ontology annotation, biological process: retrograde transport, endosome to Golgi.